AUGGUUGCGAAGUGCGUCAUUCUUUUCGCCCUCUUGGCUGCUGUCGGCGCUGAUUUCUCCAGCUUCUCAUAUGGAGUAGCAGACCCCUACACCGGUGACUUCAAGCACCAAUUCGAAACCCGCAACGGUGAGAGAGUUCAGGGCCAAUACGCCCUCUUGGACUCAGAUGGAACACAGAGGACCGUCGACUACGCAGCUGGUGCUGAAGGAUUCAACGCUCUUGUGAGGAAGGACCCAGCUGUUGUUGCACCCAUUGCCCGCGUAGCCCCCAUUGCCUCCAUUGCCCCUAUUUCUCCCCUUGGUCUCCGCUCUUAUGCUCCCUACGCCCCAUACGCCUACGCUCGGUACGGAGGUUACGGCUACCCUUCACCUUACUACUACUGA
Molecule: messenger RNA, 384 nt
Organism: Pieris macdunnoughi
Lineage: Eukaryota; Metazoa; Arthropoda; Insecta; Lepidoptera; Pieridae
Source: the annotation of a GenBank genome assembly